GUGGACGGUUCUUCAGAAACAGCUCGCCAACCACCCCGGUCGUUUGCUAGCCAACAUAGCCGAAAGAUUCCAGCUAUUUAUACGCUUUCGGUGUAUAUUACCUACUGUGUUUUAUACACACUUUUGUCGUACCUACUUGUUAAACUAUUUAAUAUUACGUUAUUUUGUAUUAGUCAGCUAUAGUAGUUGGCUGGUUAAGUUAGCACUAGCCUAGUCACUAAUGAUAGCCAGCUAGCUAACAUUCCUGAACAUGAGCUCCCUAAACUUCUCUCCUGUUGAAGAAGAGGAGGUCUGCUGGACGGAGAAAGAAACUCUGGGGCUGAACAUUGUCGUGAAAGAGGAGAAGGAAGAAGAGGAUGUCACAGUUAAACAAGAAGUAGAGGGUGAGACUGUUACUGUGAAAGAAGAAGAGGAAGACGUUUCAGUGAAAGAAGAGGAGGCAGAGAAAGACGUUUUUGGAGUGAAGAAGGAAGGGGAGAUUACAGUCACAUUGAAAGAUGAAGAUGAGGAGAUGGGAGAUCUGACUAACACCAGAGAGAUACCAGAUUCUGACAGCAGGAAGAGUCCUUCAGGGGAACCAGACCCAGAGAUGCCCAAACCAGCGAGACGACACCACUGCUCCCACUGUGAAAAGAGAUUUUCCAGCUCAGGGGACUUAAAAGCUCAUGAAAGGACACACACGGGAGAAAAGCCUUUCCAGUGUUCCCAAUGUGGAAAGAGUUUUACUGUGUUAAAUAACCUGAAAAGGCAUGAGAGAAUACACAAAGGAGAAAAGCCUUUUCAAUGUUCCCAGUGUGGAAAGAGUUUUACCCUGUUAGCUAAUCUGAAAAGGCAUGAGAGAAUACACACAGGAGAAAGUCCUUAUCACUGUUCCCACUGUGGAAUGAGUUUUAUUCAGUUGGCGAGCCUGAAGGCACAUGAGUGGACACACACAGAAGAAAAGCCUUUCCAGUGUUCCCAGUGUAGAAAGAUUUUUACCCUGUUAGCUAACUUGAAAAGGCAUGAGAGAAUACACACAGGAGAAAAGCCUUACCAUUGCUUCCAUUGUGAAAAGAGAUUUUCCCGAUCAGGGGACCUAAAAGCUCAUGAGUGGACACACACAGGAGAAGAACCUUUCCAUUGUUCCCAGUGUGGAAAGCGUUUUACCGUGUUAGCUAACCUGAAAAGGCAUGAGAGAAUACACACAGGAGAAAAGCCUCAUCACUGUUCACACUGUGGAAUGAGUUUUAUUCAGUCAAGGAGCCUGAAGGAGCAUGAGUGGACACACACAGGAGAAAAACCUUUCCAAUGUUCCCAGUGUGGAAAGAGUUUUAUCGUGUUAAGUAACCUAAAAAGGCAUGAGAGAAUACACACAGGAGAAAAGCCAUUCCAAUGUUCCCAUUGUGGCAACAGUUUUACUCAGAGAGGGCACCUACAAGAGCAUGAGAGAAUACACACAGGAGAAAAGCCUUACCACUGCUCCCAGUGUAAAAAUAGAUUUUCCCGAGUAGGGGACCUAAAAGCUCAUGAGAGGACACACACAGGAGAAAAGCCUUUCCAAUGUUCCCAGUGUAGAAAGAGUUUUACCGUGUUAGCUACCCUGAAAAGGCAUGAGAGAAUACACACAGAAGAAAAUCCAGGCACCGAAGACGUGGAUGUCGAUUAAGGCAACCCCUCGCACCUCUCUGAUUCAGAGGGUUUGGGUAAAAUGCGGAAGACACAUUUCAGUUGAAUGCAUUCAGUUGUACAACUGACUAGGUAUCCCCCUUUCCCUUUGCCUAUAGAGCUCUGCUAUAAACAUGAGAGCAAGAUUAGAUGUUAUGUUCUGCAUUUUUAUUAGGGCAGCCACCAAGUUAAGAAAUGAUGGAAUGUUCUGAAAACUGACUUCAGGUUUUUGAGGAAUCGAGUCUCGCAGGAAGACAGUUUUAUUUUAUGAAGGUUUAAUUCAGUUCUCUUCUUAGUAUUUAACUAAAUACUCUGUCUUUGGUAUGAGAUGGACUAGACUUAUUACUGUUCCCACUGGAAUGAGUUUUCAGUUAGGGAGCCUGAAGGAGCAUGAGUGGACAAACACAGGAGAGAAGCUUUACCACUGCUCCCAGCGUAAAAUAGAUUUUCACGAGUCGGGGACCAAAAAGCUCAGGAGAGGACACACACAGGAGAAAAGCCUUUCCAAUACUCCCAGUGUGGAAAGAGUUUUGUCUGGUUAAGGAGUCUGAAGGAGCAUAAGAAGACACACCAAAAAAGCCCUACCACUCCUCUCUCUCUCUGUGUGGAAAGACAUUUUCCCAGUCACAGAACCUGAAAUCACAUGAGAGAAUAAAGUCAAUGUGUUCUGACUUUUUGACUGAGAAUUUGUGUUUUUGUUUAUGCCACAUGAAAUCAUAUUGUUUAUGAUUAAACCUGUCCCACAGUUGACAAUGUCCAUCAGAGCAAACACCAAGCAAUGAGUUCAAAGAAAUUGUCAAUAGAGCUCCGAGACAGGAUCGUGUCGAGGAACAGAUCUGGGGAAGGGUACCAAAAAAUGUCUGUAGCAUUGAAGGUCCCCAAGAACACAGUGGUCACCAUCAUUCUAGAAUGGAAGAAGUUUGGAACCACCAAGACUUCCUAGAGCUGGCCGCCUGCCAAACUGCGAAAUGGGGGUAGAAGGGCCUUGGUCAGGGAGGUGACCAAGAACCCGAUGUUCACUCUGACAGCUCCAGAGUUCCUCUGUGGAGACGGGAGAACAACCAUCUCUGCAGCACUCCACCAAUCAGGCCUUUGUAGUAGAGUGGCCAGACGGAAACCACUCUUCAGUAAUAAGAACAUGACUGCCCGCUUGUAGCCAAAAGACACCUAAGGACUGAACUCUUUGGUCUGAAUGCCAAGUGUCUCACCUGGCGUAAAGCGUGGUGGUGGCAGCUUCAUGCUGUGGGGAUGUUUUUCAGUGGCAGGGACUGGGAGACUAAUCAGAAUCGAGGGAAAGAUGAACGGAGCAAAGUACAGAGAGAACCUUGAUGAAAACCUGCUACAGAGAACUCAGGACCUCAGACUGGGGCAACGGUUCACCUACCAACAGUACAACAGCCUUAAGCCCACAGCCAAGACAACGGCGGAGUUGCUUCAGGACAGGUCUCUGAAUAACCUUGAGUGGCCCAGCCAGAGCCCGGACUUGAACCCGAUCGAACAUCUCUAGAGAGACCUGAAAAUAGCUGUGCAGUGACGCUCCCCAUCCAACCUGACAGAGCUUGAGAGGAUCUGCAGAGAAGAAUGGGAGAAACUCCCCAAAUAAAGGUGUGCCAAGCUUGUAGCGUCAUACACAAGAAGACUCAAGGCUGUAAUCGCUGCCAAAGUACGUAGUAAAGAGUCUGAAUACUUAUGUAAAUGUGAUUUUUCAGUUUAUUUUAAUAAAUUAGCAAAACAAAUAAAAAAAAACAUGUUAUGGGGUAUUGUGUGUAGAUUGAGUAUUUAAAAAAAAAUCCAUUUUAGAAUAAGGCUGCCAUGGUACCGUAACAAAUGUAGAAAAUUUGAAGGGGUUUGAAUACUUUCUGAAUGCACUGUAGGAGCAGUACAGACCUAGUCUGUUCAUUAUAUACAUCUACAUGAUGUAUUGUUUAACAUGUAAUUCUCAAAAAGAAGGUGUCUCCCAUGUUUUCAAUACUCCAGCACCCUCCCCUUGAGAGGAUAACGACACUGAAAUGUUUUAUGAGAUUAGAGAACACAUUGGGUGGGAUCUUAGACCAUUCCUCCAUACAGAACCUCUCCAGGUCCUUGAUUUAUUUUGUCUGCGCUUGUGGACUGCCCUGUUAAAUUCAACCACAGGUUUUCAAUGGAGUUCAAGUCUGAAGACUGAGAUGACCAUUAAAGGUUGAUUUUUGUGCCCAA
Molecule: messenger RNA, 3840 nt
Organism: Oncorhynchus masou masou (cherry salmon)
Lineage: Eukaryota; Metazoa; Chordata; Actinopteri; Salmoniformes; Salmonidae
Product: zinc finger protein 501-like
Exons: 2
Coding region: 251-1645 (464 amino acids)
Biological process (GO): regulation of gene expression
Cellular component (GO): nucleus
Source: RefSeq, a predicted model, not a curated record